GUCAGUGGACAACUUUUCCUUAAUCUUUGACUACUGUAGUGUAACAUGUGCAUUUAAUAUUUUGUUUAUUUACUUGCAAUAUAUUUAAAUUAAUUUUUUCAAUACAGUGCUAAAUAAUUUUUACUGUUUUAUUAAUUAAUAAACAAUGACAAUUAAUAAAGGAUCACUUGGCGGAUUUAAAACUUUUUGGCUCCGUUACGAAGAUGGUAGUUCAGAUCGAAAUCAAUUGUUUAUAAAAGAACAUACAGACAAAAAAUAUUCAAAAUUUCCUAAAGGAAAGACAUUAUUUGUCAUUAACAUACCUCCUUAUGCAACUGAAGAUUCUGUCAACUAUGCGUUUAGUAAAAAAUGUGGUCCUGUUCAAUCUGUCAAAUUCGUCAAGAAUAGUGGCAAAUCAGAAAAAUGUACCUACAUUAUUUUUGAAAAUGAAUCAGGUUUAGAUAAAGCUUUAUCAUUGUCUUCAGAUACAGUGUUGACUUUAAGUUCAAAGGAAAAACCUUUAAUAACUGGAUUAAAAAAAUGGUGUAAGGAAUACAACAGUUCAAUUUGCAACGAAGAAGCAACAAAAAAAUAUAUACAACAAUUUAUGGAAAAUUAUGACGCAAAAGUUGCAGAGCGCUUGAGAAAGGAAAAAUUAGCAGAAGAAGGUGAUUCGGAAGGAUGGGUAAAAGUGACAGGACGAAAAAAGAGAGGAGAAUUUGCUCUUGCAAGAAAAGAAUCAACUAUCAAUAAAUUACAAGACAAAUUAUCCACCAGUAAUCAGAAAAAACAGUUGAAAAAUUUCUAUCCUUUCCAAAUUCGUGAAGCCAAACGGCAGAAUUUGAUGGAGCUACGAAAGAAAUUCGAUCUAGAUAAAGAAAAAUUGCAACAAAUGAAACAAAAUCGCACAUUUAAACCCUUUUGAAGAGAUGGAAUUAUUACUUAAAUUUUUAGACGAUGAAGACAAUAAAAACGUAUUUCAUUAAAAAUUAAUUUUAUAAUAUACAAAUUUCCAUGUACAUAUAUAUAUGUAAAUAUAAAUACAUAAUUUACAAACUUACAAA
Leptopilina boulardi is the source of this 1043-nucleotide messenger RNA. RefSeq names its product ribosomal RNA-processing protein 7 homolog A. NCBI's taxonomy places the organism in Eukaryota, Metazoa, Arthropoda, Insecta, Hymenoptera, Figitidae. Gene Ontology annotation, biological process: rRNA processing; ribosomal small subunit assembly. Gene Ontology annotation, cellular component: UTP-C complex; CURI complex. The transcript is spliced from 4 exons. The record is from RefSeq and is a predicted model, not a curated record. Gene Ontology annotation, molecular function: RNA binding. Bases 146 to 904 code for a protein of 252 amino acids.